UGCGUUCGAGUCGCAUCGCGGACCGUGGCACGUGGAGUCGCGUUCGCGAACCUGCGUCAGAAAAUAAAUUCUGUAUUUUUCUGACUUUACUGACUUUGCUCGUGUCGCGCGCGAAUAUAAUCGUCCGAUUAUUGCACACGAAAUUUACAAAUAUGUAUAACUCAUACAAGAAAUAGACUUAGGUAUUGUCGAAUCGUUAUUGGAGCGACGCAGAAACGUUGAUAUCGCGGAUUCGUGUAUUAAUUUUUUUUCUUUAUGCCACGUGCGAACGUAGGAAGAUUGAAGUCAUCGGUAUGGUGCAAGCUAAUGGUGCAAGCUAGUGAAGUGUUUGAUAUGAAGGAGCGGUGUAUCGAAAAUAAUAAUUUAUUACGCCUUUUUGGAGCAAAUUAAUACUUUGCUCUUGUAUGGAACUAUUGGACUCGGGAAGAACUUUUGCAGAAUAAAAUUACAUUAACAGGAUGGGAUUGAAGAUUAGAAGAGACAACUCUUUAAGAAUUGAAAAUUUAAGUGCCUGCAAUUCAAGUGCCUACUAAGGAAGAGAAAUGAGAAUAAUAAUUUCGCGGGAAACGAAUAAGGAAACUAAUUUAUGACAUUACUUGAUCACAAUCGCAUCGUGUCGAGAUCGACGAUUGAGAACACUUAGUAAGUGCCAUAGUAUUCUGAAUCAUGUACGCAUCCAACGAUUAAAGUCGUACGACAAAUUGCUUAUCUGCUUUGCUAUCGGGAGCGAGGCGAAGAGAUUGUGAUUACGUUUCCUUUCCGCCUAAGAAAUGAGCCAGAGUGAAAGAAGUGUCGUGAAGCACGGUCCUGAGGGCUUACCUCCGCCUCUUUUGUUGCCGCCGCCGCCACCACCGCCACCGCCACCGCCACCACCACCACCACCACCACCACCACCACCACCACCUCCUUUACCGAAGCUUCCAACUCAUUCGCACCAAAAACUCUUCAAGAAAUGCAAGAGCGCCACGUUCCAGCUUGAUGGCGCGACAUAUACAAUAG
Molecule: messenger RNA, 999 nt
Organism: Temnothorax curvispinosus
Lineage: Eukaryota; Metazoa; Arthropoda; Insecta; Hymenoptera; Formicidae
Exons: 2
Source: RefSeq, a predicted model, not a curated record